Spirodela intermedia is the source of this 8000-nucleotide messenger RNA. Lineage: Eukaryota; Viridiplantae; Streptophyta; Magnoliopsida; Alismatales; Araceae. The record is from the annotation of a GenBank genome assembly.
AUGGAAUCUCUGGUGGUGGCGGAUGGGGGGGCAUCAACGUCGAGCCUCCUCGGCCUCGGUGUCGGCCUUGCCGGCGGCGGCCCGGGCUACAUAUCCCACGGCCGCCGGCGGAUCGGGUCGGGAACAUCGCUGAGCAGCUUCGGGUGGAGGAAGCGGAAGGGCUGCGCCCCCUUGAGAUGCCUGAAGGAUCAUAAUUCCGCUGCUGGUCACAGCGAGCCUGGGGUCUCCUGCUCUGCCGUUGCUCGUGAGGCUCCCUCUGCGCCUUCCUCCUCCGUCUACCAGGGAGGGGACGCGAACCCUCCCCGACUGCGGCUCCAGCAGAUCGCUGACGAGUUCCACUCCCUGCCGGAGCCGAUCGACCGCGUCAAGCGGCUGCUCGAUUACGCUGCUCGUCUCUCGCCGCUCCCUGAUGCUGAUCGCACGCCGGCGAACCGCGUCAUGGGAUGCACCGCGCAGGUGUGGCUCGCGGCCUCCAUGGACGACAGCGGUCGGAUGCGUUUCGCGGCGGACAGCGACUCGGAGAUUACGCGGGGUUUCUGCUCCUGUCUGAUCUCGGUCCUCGACGGGGCGGCGCCGGAUGAGGUGAUGAAGAUGCGAACGGAGGACCUGUCAGAGUUGAACGUGGUCGGAAGGGCGGCGGGCGGGAAGACUAUGUCGAGGGUGAACACGUGGCACAACGUUCUUCUGAGCAUGCAAAAGCGGACCAAGGCGAUUGUUGCAAAAAGGAACGGAGAGCAGCCAGUGGAUCCUUUUCCGUCGAUGGUGAUCAGCGUGGACGGAAUCCAGCCAAAGGGUAGUUACGCCGAAGCUCAGGUGAGCUUCGCACCCUUUGCCUUGUCGAAUGGUGAUGCUUAAGUUGGGCUGUGGGAGUGUGCAUCUUUCUAGCUGUACUAUUUGCUGAUAGUUCUCCAUUCCUGUACCUCUCUCUCCCUCUCCGUGUCUUUCUUUUUGUCUGUCUGUCGGUCUCUGUCUCUGUUUCUGUCUCUCUCUUCUCCCCCACCCCUCGCGCACAGUCUGCGUGUAUAUGUGCUGCAGACGUUAUUGCAUUAGGAAAGCGCGAGUGCACUGCGUGUAGUUUAAAUCAUUCCACGGAUCGAACGUGCUUGUACUUUCUGUUUGGAAAAAGGGGUGAUGAAGGAUUUUUUCCCCAGCCGUUGGGGAAAGGGGUCGAGUGAGGAUGUGAUGAUCUUAAUAUUCUCAGUGUUAAAUGAUGCGGAAGCUUGAAAAUCAGCUUUUGGGAGGGAUUGUCAACAAAAUGUUCUGGAUUUUAAGGCAUACAACGUGAUUCAUGGAUUGCUUUAGAGAGAUCAAUCUUCUCAUACGGAUGAAUGAAUCGUGAAACAUGCUGAUCUAUGCAGAAAGUGGUCGGCAUUUCAGAUUUCUUUCAGUGCACAUACUCCGGUUUUGUAGAGGCUUUCGUUGCAGCCUUAGGCGUUACUAUUUUUAUCUAUGAAUCAAUUUCCUUAAUCUUUUAAUUACCCUGUGAUGAAUGUUUUUAUGUGUGUGAAAAUGAAAGAUGUGUGGACGUUCUGAUCUAAGGCACGGGCUCUGUUUUAGUAGUGUCAUUCUAGCUCUUGAAAAAUAUGCAUAGAUAGUCUUUUUUCCGCAUAUAUCACUUCUUGAACUUCAUGAACUUUUAAGCAAUUUCCCAAUAUUAAAUUUAAGUGUUAAUCCAGGCAAAGUAUCUAUCACCUGAUAACUUCAGGGUUAGUGAACUCGUUGAUAUGCUGAAAGAGAAGAAAAUUGGUGUUGUGGCGCAUUUCUACAUGGACCCAGAAGUGCAGGGAGUCCUUACUGCUGCACAAAAACUCUGGCCUCACAUCCAUAUAUCUGACUCAUUGGUAAUGGCGGACAGAGCUGUGAAUAUGGCAAAAGCUGGAUGUGAAUAUAUUACUGUUCUUGGCGUGGAUUUUAUGUCUGAGAAUGUCCGCGCAAUUCUGGAUCAAGCUGGUUUUGAGAAGGUAAUAGUUCAAAUCAUUUAUCCUGUCUUUUUUUUUUAAUUUUCUGCUUGUCCUAAAGCUUGCAUAUAAGUACCAAAAAUAUAUUUUGACAUGGAUACAGAAAGUACAAGUCUAUUUUUCACCUGAAAGAAACUUAAUAAUGUAUACCGUUAAAACGCUUCAAUAUGUAUGUAUUAAUUUAGCAAAAGCCAAUUCCUCCUGCAUUUUUUGAAGUAAUUUUCAAGGAAGCUUAUGCUUCAUCCACACGAUUUUUAAUCCAUUAUCACAGGAAGGUGUGCUACUCCUCUUCCUACAAAAUUUUUACAGUUUCCAUGUUUGAUUCAGAGACUGAUGGAAUCACUCAGAUGUCAGAUUUUCAUGUGUCAUUCUUUCCUGGAGAUGCAAGCGUGCCUCUUGGUGCGGGAAGAAUCUCAAAAGUGUCAUUAUAAUUUCAUAUCUAUGAAGCUUCCCAGUAUGUUUUCAGUUUCUUUUAGUUGUUGUGUAAGAGCAAAUAAGAAAGACGGAUGAGUUUUCAUUUGUUGAAAUGAUAUAGGACUGUUGAAUCAAAUAACCAAUGCCUCUAAUUGGCUUUCUAUGCUAUUUUGCUCUUAUUUUCUUAAUUCAAACACUUUAUCGAAAAAUCAAAUCGAUAAUACAUUGAAAAUAUAUAACUCAAAGGAUCGCUAGUGGUGCCGUAUCUGGUGGAUCAUGUGUCCCCCGGUGUACAAAAUCUAUAUUUUAAUACGUCUGUGGUAGGCGUUUGUGACUUAUUUCCCCUUUCAUGUCCUCUCUCUCUCUCUCUCUCUCUCUCUCUCUCUCUCUCUCUCUCUCUCUCUCCAUUAAUAUUACUUUGUUUAGUAUGGUCUUAAAUCACUUUAUUUCACCAUACUUUAUUCCAAAUCAAACUUCCGUUACCAUAAUUCCAACAUAAGUUGAUUCAUAGUCUUAUUUUAUGAUAACAUAUAUCUUUACAAAAUUCUCCCAGUGUCUGAUUAACAAAAUCAGGUUGUCCAUUUUGCUCCGCAAAGGAAUCUAUUCUGAAAGUUUAUUUUCUUCCAGUUGCUAAUAGUGAGAGGUUCAUUGCAGGUCGUCGUGUACAGGAUGUCAAGUGACCAAAUUGGUUGCUCUUUGGCAGAUGCAGCAGCCAGUCAAGCCUAUCUGAAUUUUCUAGAAAAAGCAUCAAGAUCAAAGACCUCCUUGCAUGUAAUCUAUAUAAACACGUCAUUGGAGACAAAAGCCCACAGUCAUGAACUUGUUCCAACGAUUACCUGCACUUCCUCCAAUGUUGUACCAACCAUACUGCAGGUACAGUGCUUGGGAAAUUUCAUUUAGAAUUUACAAGAUUAUCAAAAUUUUGAUAUUAGGGUUCUUUCUGAUUUUACAUAGUACAGCAUUAUGAUUUCUCGUAUGCUCUCACUUAUGUGACGGUUUACUUCAUCAGGCUUUUGCACAGAUACCAGACAUAAAUGUUUGGUAUGGCCCAGAUUCUUACAUGGGUGCUAACAUUGUUGAGCUGUUUCACCAAAUGGCUUGCAUGUCAGAUGAAGAGAUUGCACUGAUACAUCCGAAACAUGAUAGGAAUUCAAUUGGAUCAUUAUUGCCUCGACUACAUUUCUUUCAAGUAAGUUGCAUCUCGAAUUAUAUGAGAAGCGGAGUUGUGGCUUCUUAUCUAAAUGAAGUAAACUUCGAGUUUUACUUUUAUUUUCUAGGAAUCAUGGUUAGAAAUUUAGCUGUCACCUCAUUUUGGAUACAAUUAUGAGUUCUAUCCCUUUUCUACUGCAUUUUGUCUUUGUGAGUUUUCAGCAUUCUUUUCAUUGCAUAAUUAUCUUUCGAUUUAUUAUUUUGUAACAUAAUUAGUGUUCUUCAGAAGAAAAGUUUUUAAACGUGUAAUUUUGUGUCGAUAUGGUGGAUCCAUCAUCUUCCCGAGUUAAUGAAAAUACAUAAACGAAAGUGUGUGCAGCUCCUCAAAUCAUUAUGGCAUACCUGCGCGAUAAAGAAAAAAGGAUUUGCACUAAAAUGGUGGCUAGUGUGAUGAACCAUGAAAUAACAGACCCAUCAAAUUGUCCGAUAAUAACACCAAUACCAGAAACAAUAUCACUCAGAGAGUAAUACAAAAUUUGGACAUUAUUAUCAGUCGGAGAAAAAAAUUAUUAACACUCUUUGAAAGCUAUUUCAUAUAUCACUUAAAAUAGAAAAGAACUUAUGUUUCUCGAUAUAUUCUUGCUACAUCUCACUUAAUAGUACAAGAUUGGAAGGUUGACAUCGAAAUCUAUGUUACAUCGAUUAUCUAUCAUGACCUUUAACAGUGGUAACCCCUUCAGCUAGAGUUCAAUUGUUCUAUUUGUGUUUUAGACAUUUUUUCCUUAUCAAAAUUUGUAGCAUCUGAAUUGUCAACUAUAAACUAAAAAAUUGUCGUUCCUCAACUUCCAACGUUCAUACUCAUUUCCUUUUAAAAUGUUUGUAUUAUCAAAGAUUCAGAGAUGCUUUUGAUGCCGCUAACUUCUCCAAUAUUCUUUUUUCUUGCUUUAUUUAUGUACAAGGAGUGCAAUUUCCAAUCUUACCCAUUGGAUUUUGUUAUUUCUCUUUCUUCUUGGUGUAUGUUUUGAGCUUACCAUUUAGGAGUUUUUGAUUUUGAAUUAUUUUGAUUCGUUUUUAUUUUUUUUAAAAAGCCGUGGAAAUUAUGUUCAAAUUCUCAUUUUAUCACAAUGAUAAACCAAGAUCGCUGGAAUAUUGCCUUAGUGUCUAAUGCUAUCACUUUGCCACAAGGGGACGGAUAAAAGCCACCUUGUCUCGAGAAAGACAGCAUCCUGGCAGGAAUCAGCUCCGGGCAGGAAUCGGCUCUUAGGAAUUCCUAGAACUAUGUUCAUAGAUAUUAGCUUUUAGGCCAGGCUUGGUAAUGUGAUUUUGACAUUGCUGGAUUUUUGGAAAUCAGUUGCGAGCACUUUAAAUUUUGUUUCUUCGUCAUUGUCAUCUGUUAAAUUCCAGCUGAUGCGUGUUAGUAGCACUGAUUCUGCACGUUUGAUCCUCUCAAAUAAUAUUGACGAUCUCUGAAUAAGGUCCCUAUGGUCUUCUUACUCUCUUAGGACCAUACGAAAUGUAUUUUCCAUAUCUCUGAACAGGCGCUGUUAGCCCUCUAUUCAUGUAUCUAAACCACCUCAAGUGGCUUCUACAAACUUAUCCCUCAGUACCUCCAUCGAUCAUGAAAUCAGAUUUUUUUCGUAUUUAAGGAUUUAUUUUCCCGAGUAAAUCACAUUCAUAUUUUCAUAAUUUUCUUUUCAAAUUGAAGCCUUCAAGUGACACUGGUCGUCGGUAUUCAUGAAUUUGUGAAUUGACACAUGUCAAGUCACAACUUCAAUCAUAAAUUUUCACUGGGUCUGCCUAUAAGGCUUGAUCGUCGGUAUUCAUGAUCCGUUGAGUAGUAACAGUAAAACUUUUCUGUAGUUCUUGCAGAACUUUAAUUGUGACUAUCAAAAUUUUCUUUCAUACUCAUUUCGUUCUGAUUUUCGAACUGUAUGAAGCACCGAAACGUACGAAAAAUAUCUGGUUAUAUGAGAACGAAUUGUUCUUGCUUUUUGUGAAGAAUGGAUAAAUGUUUGUCGUGCUGUCGUACUUGGUAUGAUGGGGAAAGUUAUAGUCUUUCCUGUAGGUUUGCUGUGAGAAUGGAACUCUUACUCACUAUUAUGUAUCACGACGAGUAAAAAGCUUGCAUAGCUUCUCCUGGCUCUUGCAUAAGAAUUUUAUCUGGGUCUCCUGGCUCUUGUAUCACGACGAGUAAAAAGCUCUACUUUAGUAACAUAUUAAGGAAGAUCAGAAUGAAAAUUUGAUUUGAAAUUGAACACAUAAAUAACAAACCUUAUCCUAGUAUGAAUUUUCGAUGGUGAGUUGUCCCAAAAGUUUUGCGUAGUUAAUGCCCACCUAUUUUUGUUAGUCAACUCAUUUCUACUUCAUGCUCUACUUCAUGCGUUUGCAAGUUUAUCCCAUCAUCGCUAGUAGAAAAUGUUAGUUCUAUCAUUUAUGAUGAUUCAUUGUCUUUUGCUGAUUUUUAUUUUUUUCUUUCAUUUCUGAGAUGGCUGUCUUCUGUAUUCCAGGAUGGUACCUGCAUUGUACAUCACCUCUUUGGACAGGAAGUUGUACAAAAGAUAAAAGAACUUUACUGUGAUGCAUUCCUGACUGCCCAUUUUGAAGUCCCAGGAGAAAUGUUCUCCUUGGCCAUGGAGGCGAAAGGAAGAGGGAUGGGUGUUGUUGGCUCAACUCAAAAUAUAUUAGAUUUCAUCAAACAGAAAGUGCAAGAGGCAUUGGAUAGAGAUCACGAGGACCACCUUCAGUUUGUAUUAGGAACAGAAUCAGGAAUGAUAACCUCUAUUGUAGCAGCUGUCCGUGAUGUGCUGGGCUCUAAUAUAUCUGCUUCUAGGAAGAUCGAUGUUGAGAUCGUGUUCCCUGUCUCAUCUGAUUCUUUAUCGACAGCUUCAGUCAAUAAAGCCGAAAGACAGGGUUCUUCUGAAUCACAUGAUCUUAGUAAACUUACUGUCGUUCCUGGUGUGUCAACUGGUGAAGGCUGCUCUAUCCAUGGUGGCUGUGCUUCAUGUCCAUACAUGAAGGUUGGCAAAUUUACUGAUUUUCCUGCUUAAGUUCCAGUACAUUUGUUAUAUAUCAUCCAGAUCCUAGUAUGGUUAAGAGCUCUUAUUUCCGACUGGCAGUUGAAGCGGCACCGAUGAUAAUAUAUUAUACUUCCUUCCUUGUGUUCAUAUUCCUUAUUGAAUGUGAUAUUCUACCUUUCAUGGAUGAAAAGGAUUCAGUUCCACCAACAGUAAGAGGCCCGAAAGGCUUUUCAUGAGUGAGCUUGUCUAGCAUUCAAUCUUUUAAUACCAUUUGUAGUUUUACUCGGUUAACAGAUUAACAUAGAUAAAACUGAUUUCAUGUUCAAAUGUCACCUGUCACGUGUGGAUUUCCACUUUUUUCAGCGACCCUGCUUAGCAUUUUUGUUACUGCUCAUAGCAGGAUUGAUUUAACUUGUAUAGGUUAUUUCCUUUAAUGUCGUAUGUACAUCUCCCCUUUACCAAAGUGAGGAUUUAAUUCUAUAGUCUUUCAAGAUUUGGCCCAAGGACACGAUGUCUUGAUAAAUACAGAGGACAAUAAUGAGAAAAUCGAGAAUCCUUGUGGAGAUUGCUUGUGUUCGUUCGUCAUUCCAUUGCUUGCUUUGAUUAUUAUCAGUCCCUCAUCGUUAUGUAUGCUCAUUGAUCGGGCGAAGCCAUGAAGUUUACAAUCACUUUCCUCCCUCAUUCCAUUUUCUUCGUUUUCUUAUUACUCUUUAUCUAUAUAUAUAUAUAUAUUCAUAAGUUCUAUUCAUUAUCUCUCAACAUGAAUUAUGCGCAAAUUCUUAUUUUCAUCCCGAAGAAAAUGUUGCAUUACAUGAAAUUUGUUUUACUUAAUUUGAUUUUAUUGUGCUUUCAGAUGAAUUCCCUCAGCUCGUUGCUAAAAGUUUGUCAUCAACUCCCUGAUGCCAAGGAUCUUCUUUCGGGAUACGAAGCUGAAAGAUUCAGCUCGACCACACCUCAAGGACGAUCUGUUGCUGAUGUUGGGUGUGAGCCAAUCUUGCACAUGAGGCAUUUCCAGGUCAGUCCAUACUUAGCACCUUCUCCCACCCCCAAACGAAUAAUCCAAAUUCCAUCUACAGAUUAUGGUGAUAUAUAUGAAAUUUGACGUGUGCGCCCAUAUGCCGUGCUGCCGUGCGCAUCCGGCAUGCCGCCGUGCACAUGUGCUGUGCCAUGCCUUUCUGAGGCGCACGCUGUGUUGUAAUCAAUGUUUUUAAUAAAAUUUCCUCUUUCUUUCUCCUCUGGAUAAACAUCUUUGUUUGCACCAUAGGAGAUAAUCCCACUCCCUAGAGGGAGUAUUUCUCUACCCAUCUAAAAGAACAGACUAUUUUGGUGGUCUGUAUGUCCCUUUCAUCUGAUAUAUAUUCUGCCUUUGCCUCUUUUAUUUAUUCAGGCAUAUAAAGAACUGCCACAAAAGCUUGUUCAUCAAAUAGUCGAUUGGGAGAGCAACAGCACGGCCAUAUCAUGA